UACUGCUGCUUCUUUAGAAAGUUUCACUAUGGCUCAGAGCGUUCUGAAACUUGUUGCUAAAGUCCCUGGGUUGGUUGGAGCCGCUGUCACAUACUCCAAACCCCGACUAGCGACCUUCUGGCACUACGCCCGGGUCGAGCUGGUUCCUCCGACACCUGCUGAGGUCUCUAAAGCCAGCAAUGCUGCCUCAGGGCUGGUCAAGAGCUAUCAGUCUGGACGUCUGGGACAGACCACAGUUAAAGAUGCCAUAAGGAACGGAUUAGUCACCACUGAGGUGCUGAUGUGGUUCUUCAUUGGAGAGUGCAUCGGCAAAGGAGGCAUAGUUGGAUACGAUGUCUAAAAAUCAUGAACUUUUUUCUCUCCUUUUGCACUUCUUACUUUCUCAAUACCAUAAGCAAAUUUUUUUUAUAUAAAUAAAUAUUAAUCGUACA
Molecule: messenger RNA, 431 nt
Organism: Nematolebias whitei (Rio pearlfish)
Lineage: Eukaryota; Metazoa; Chordata; Actinopteri; Cyprinodontiformes; Rivulidae
Gene: atp5mg
Product: ATP synthase, H+ transporting, mitochondrial F0 complex, subunit g
Exons: 3
Coding region: 29-340 (103 amino acids)
Biological process (GO): proton motive force-driven ATP synthesis
Molecular function (GO): proton transmembrane transporter activity
Source: RefSeq, a predicted model, not a curated record